GUAACAGGACUUACGUCGAUUUUUUAAAACAAGUUGAUGAAACCCAAUUGCGCAAUGUCAACGUGCAUGAUUUUAGUUUGUUAUCACAAAAUAAAAAAGAAAUUUUAGGUAAUCAUCAUGGAAUUGCAAAUAAAAUAUAACGAUCCCAUUUUACUUAAAAUAGGGUUCAUGUCUAUGUCGUUCGCAGAGGUCCUUUGCAAAUGACGAUUUUCAAGUUCAUGUAGUACUAAAUCAUUUAUAGCUGCCAAAUAUAAUUUUAAGCGAUCAAAUUUGAGAUACGAAAUCCGCAAAGGGUGCGUUCAAGGGUUCACUUUCGUCGCACUAAGUUAAGAGAGAAGAUAAAAUUUGAUUAGAAAAAUGAACAGUACGGAUUUUUUUUAACCUAAAUGGUGCACAAAUCAGUAUUAAAAAGUACAAAACCCGAUUGUUUCACCCUCAAUAAUAUGAUGCAAUUUACAGCAUUGGGUAUUUGUUAUGACGUGGUGUACCAUGGGGUUUGAAACCAAAUUCAAGCAGACCGCCCUUUUUCUCUCGUCCAAUGGUAUCCCACCGCGUAGUGAGUAUAGAUGUGUCAAAAAUCCAUUGCUUCUUAGACUGGCCAGAAUGAUGCUUUGAUCACACAUUCACAUUUGACCGGCAGUUUAGUUUUGCUUUCUUUCUCGUCCUGUUAAGGUUUUAUAUUUGAACUGGAGAUUGAUACACAACUUCAGUCAUGAUUAAAAUAGCCUUCUACUGCUUUAUCGCUUGUUUUGUGAGCUUGACUCACGCAUUAUAUCCUUCCAGUUCGGACGUAAUUGAACUCACACCAAGCAACUUUAAUAAACUUGUUAUCAACAGUGAUGAAGUGUGGGUUGUGGAAUUCUAUGCACCAUGGUGCGGUCAUUGUAAAUCAUUAGUACCUGAGUACACAAAAGCUGCAUCAGCGUUAAAGGGUGUUGUCAAAGUUGGAUCGGUUAAUGCUGAUGAGCACAAAUCACUAGGUGGUCAGUAUGGUGUUCGUGGCUUUCCUACAAUUAAAAUCUUCGGAAGCAACAAGAACAAACCAGAUGACUUCAAUGGCCAGAGGGCAGCUCAAAGUAUUGUGGAAGCAGCUUUAAAGGCUGCCAAAGACAAGGUUGAGGGGCAAAUGGGUGGUGGAAAAAAGAAAUCUUCCAGCUCUAGCAAAGAUGAUGUAAUUGAACUUACUGAUGAUAACUUUGAUAAACUAGUCCUGAAAUCAGAUGACAUCUGGCUGGUUGAGUUUUAUGCUCCUUGGUGUGGCCAUUGCAAAAAUUUGGCUCCCCAUUGGGCUCAAGCAGCAAGUGAACUAAAAGGGAAGGUUAAACUGGGUGCUCUCGACGCAACCAUCCACACAUCAAAGGCCAGUCAAUAUGGCAUCCAGGGUUUCCCUACAAUUAAGUAUUUCCCUGCUGGCCCCAAAACUUCCUCUUCGGCUGAAGAAUACGACGGUGGCCGAACAGCAGGAGACAUCGUCACCUGGGCUUCCAACAAAGCUGCGGAAAAUAUUCCUGCUCCAGAAAUCAAACAACUGACUGGCGAAGAUGUGAUGAAAUCAAACUGUGUAGAUCAUCCGCUUUGCGUUGUCGCAAUUCUGCCAAAUAUCUUAGACUGUCAAUCAGAAUGUCGUAAUGGUUAUUUGAAAACAUUGGCAGCUCUUGGAGACAAGUACAAGAAGAAAAUGUGGGGGUGGAUCUGGUCUGAAGCUGGGGCACAGCCUGAAGUAGAGGAUGCUUUAGGUUUAGGUGGUUUCGGCUACCCCGCCAUGUCUGUGUUCAGCCCCAAAAAACUUAAAUAUUCUGUCCUUCGUGGAUCGUUUGGAAAUGAUGGUAUCAACGAGUAUCUGCGAGAUCUAUCUUAUGGACGAGGAUCCACUUUCCCAGUCAAGGGAGCCACCAUUCCUGCUGUUCAAUCCAUCACACCAUGGGAUGGAAAAGAUGGACAACUUGAAAUUGAAGAGGAAAUUGAUUUGUCUGAUGUAGACCUAGAUGAUUUAAGUAAAGAUGAGCUGUGAAACCCUUCGUUCGGCUAUGAAGCAUUUUGAUCGAAUUCUUGUUCGGGGGUUUUCCCGACGUGUUGUGAAGACGCGUGUUGAUCCUGAACAUUAUUAUGUUUGUCGUAUUUCAUUUUUCAUUCUCAAAAUAAAACUGUCAUACCUUGACAUUUUAUAGUU
Molecule: messenger RNA, 2170 nt
Organism: Daphnia pulex (common water flea)
Lineage: Eukaryota; Metazoa; Arthropoda; Branchiopoda; Diplostraca; Daphniidae
Gene: CaBP1
Product: protein disulfide-isomerase A6 homolog
Exons: 4
Coding region: 713-2011 (432 amino acids)
Biological process (GO): response to endoplasmic reticulum stress
Cellular component (GO): endoplasmic reticulum lumen
Molecular function (GO): protein-disulfide reductase activity; protein disulfide isomerase activity
Source: RefSeq, a predicted model, not a curated record